GCGUUUUUCGAGUCAACGGCAUAUUUAGAUAUACAAUUCAGCUGAGCUCACUCCAAACACUACUAUAUUGUCUCAAAAUCCUGUCUAGGGAGUCAGCUCACUAGUUUUUGAAACACAGUCAACUUCGGGAACCGGUCCGUCCGCAAAAGCGUCCUUCCGAGGAGUGAUUCGACUGGCGCAAAUUCAUCUCAGAUUCAUAUAGCGUCCAGCUCGACGUCCCGACGCGCCAACCGAGAGCUGCAGCCGUCGUGAUUUAGUAUCCUUUAAACGACUGAAGGCGACCGAGCGCCGCUGGAAGGUUUAUUGGGGUUUGAGCAGCGCUAUGGCGGAGGUACAAGGUAACGUUACAUCGAGUGAGACGAUAACGGAGACCGUUCAGACGGGCACGCCGCCUCCACCGCAGCAGGAGGGCAGAAGCCUGACCAUCAAGCUCAGGAAAAGGAAGACGGAGAAGAAAGUGGAGUGGUCCAGUGACACGGUGGACAAUGAACAUCUGGGCCGGAGGUCUUCAAAGUGUUGCUGUGUUUAUGAGAAGCCUCGACAGUUCGGCGAGUCUUCCUCGGAAAGCGAGGGGGAUGACGAGGAAGGCUGCGGAAGCGCGCACUGCAUUCUGGGACACGGGAGAAGAGGCCAUGGACAGAGGGAGGGUGGAGGGGGCACAGCGCCCCCUAGCUCUGGGGGAAAGAACCCUCACUAGAAGUUGAGGCGAGUGGGAGAGUCGGUUUGGAGGGAAGGGUAACGGACGACGUGGGCACUACAUUCAUAAUCCCUCAUCCUCACUCACAUCUGAUUACAUCACACCAUCACUGGGUGUCAAAAGCUUUUUGAUGAAUGAAAGCUUGUAGAGCAAUGCAAUGUGAUUUAGUUUUCUCCUCAGUCAUUUGUUUAAUGACUCAAAGAAGACUAAACCUUUUUUGCGAUCUGAAUGCUGUGGAAAAUUGAUAUUUGUUGUACAUAGGACAUUGGUUUUUAUUCCUUUUGUAAAAUCGAUAUUUAUUUGUUUGCGUUUAACCACUUGAUCUUACCAGUUUUGUGUCCACAAGCAACAUUUUAAUGGAUUUAAACCUUCAAAUAUGAUUCAGCAGGGUUAUAGCUUCUAGUUCAUAUCAAACGGAUUUAAAAGGACUAAAUGCAGUAUAAAAAAAUGAAUUUUCUAUCAAAUAUAAUUUGCCUUGCGGUGUCACAAUUCUAGCAGCAGUAUUUCUUCAUAUCACUUGAGGAACUUCAAGCGUAGUAUGUGUUGUGUGCUAUAGUGAAUUUAAAACAUGGCAGGUUUCAGGAACUCAACCCUUUGGAUAUUUUCACAAGGGAAAAUAUAAAUCAUCUCCAUCAGCCGUCAAUGUUUGAUUGAGUUGUAGCGAGACUCCCCUCAGACAAUCAGACUAGUCAGAGACUCGGCAUGUACGUGCAAAGACAUCGAUGUGUUUAUAACUUGAAGUGGACUGAGAAAAAUCUGUGAUGCUGUACUUCAUUCCUAAUGCGAAUUGAGAACGCCACCUGGAUCUUUACCGAAAUUAAACCGCAGCUAUGAAAUUAAAGAAAUAGUUCAACCAAAUAUGAAUAUUUGCUGAAAAUGUACUCCGGCCAUCAAGAUGUUAAUGAAUUUGUUUAUUCGUAGGAACAGAUUUGAAAAAAUUUAGUAUUACAUCACUUGCUCACCAGUGUAUCUUCUGCAGUGAAUGGGUGCCGUCAGAGUGAGAGUCCAAACAGCUGAUAAAAACAUCACAAUAAUCCACAAGUAACCCACACGGCUCCAGACUAUCAAUUAACGUCUAGUGAAGUGUUUGUACUAAACAAAUCCAUCAAGACUUUUUUU
Molecule: messenger RNA, 1816 nt
Organism: Sinocyclocheilus grahami
Lineage: Eukaryota; Metazoa; Chordata; Actinopteri; Cypriniformes; Cyprinidae
Product: protein phosphatase 1 regulatory subunit 11-like
Exons: 3
Coding region: 323-697 (124 amino acids)
Cellular component (GO): nucleus
Molecular function (GO): protein phosphatase 1 binding; protein serine/threonine phosphatase inhibitor activity
Source: RefSeq, a predicted model, not a curated record